Pantherophis guttatus is the source of this 2329-nucleotide messenger RNA. RefSeq names its product family with sequence similarity 180 member B (gene FAM180B). The record is from RefSeq and is a predicted model, not a curated record. Lineage: Eukaryota; Metazoa; Chordata; Lepidosauria; Squamata; Colubridae.
UUUUAGUUUCUAAAGCAUGCCCUUUGCUUUAAGAGCAAAAAACUUAGUGUCCUUUCCAUUAUUUAAAAAACAACAACAACCCACAUCAGAAACUUAAAAUGAAAUGCCAGAAAUAAAAUAAGGAACAGCCUGGUGCUCCAAGUGGGAAAUACAUGGGACUGGUGUUGGCAGAAAGCUCAGCAUUUGCACUGUGAUGGAAACUACCUUUUGGGAACAGAAGUCUACUGCAAACUCUUCCCAGCACUGGAACUGGAGCAAAGAAACUAUUCCAGCAGUGGCCUCUGGGAUUGAACAGAGGGGAAAGAAUUUGCAGUAAACAGAAUUAUCUUCACCCAAAGUGUUUGGCCGCAGAAGGGACAAGGAUUCUUCUCGACAUGGGUCAGAGUCUCCAGCUACACUUCAGACUUUCUGUCUGGGCAGUUGUGAUUCUCUUUGUGAUUGCUGGAUCCCAGAGCCAGACAGAUGAGCAAUUUCACCUUAAGAACAGUACAGAUAAAGAUAUUCAAGAGAAUGCUGAGAUCGUAUUAGAGUUACUUUGGGGAGGAAUUGAAAUUACGGCAAAUGAGACCAUCAAGAUAGAAGAUGAAGAAUUCGCCACUCUGCGUCCUGCAAAGCGCUUACUCUGGAUCUUUCAGCAUAAAAUUCCCAAAAAUCCAUCAGGAAUCGAAGAAUACCUGGAUCAUUUCUCUCAGUCUGACACCCCGAUCACUCCGGAGGAAUUUGAGCAGCUUGUUUUCACUACUAUCUUUACUGCUUACCAGAUUCGCAUUGUCCAAGGUCUGGAUAAAAAUCUGUGGAUCAACCUUUUCUCUCAGCUGGUCAAUGAAAUCCUCCGGGAGCUCUGCAAACAAUUCUGUCCUGAGGAACUGACUGAUUCUGUUCAACAUUUAGCCUCCAGGCCUUGGCAGGAAAUGCCUGCCUAUGUUAGCGCAUUGAAGAAAUUCUAUCAGCCCAGCUUCGUUAUGACUCAAGGAAACUGAUUUUCCUGCAUAAAGAGCAAAACUUGAGUCAUCUUUCACCCCAUUAAAUGCGCACUAAAAUACAGAAAUACAUUUGAAGUUCUUUGAUCUCUGUAACAUUAUCUGAGACUCUGCAUGGACCAAAGUAGCAAUCUUCUUGCUUUGUUUUCCCAACUUCAGUAGACAGUCCUUUGUUCUUUAAUGUAAUCUGAUUUAGGAGAGCCUUUCCCAAUGACCUUGAGAUAUACUAGAAUUUACAACAUCCAGUCAUGACUAGUCCGACAAAGAAUUCUGGGACUUGUAAUCCUGACACAUAUGGAGAACGCCAAGUUAGAGAAGGCUGACCCUGGAGCUUGGACACUGCUCUCCCUCUCCCUCUAGGGCAGGGGUCUCCAACCUUGGCAACUUUAAGACUUGUGGACUUCAACUCCAGAAUUCUGGGAGUUGGUCCACAAAUCUUAAAGAUGUCAGGGUUGGAGACCCUGCUCUAAGGUGUCCCAUUCAGAGAUUACUUUUCUCAGUGGAGAGUUGGCUUGCCGUUGGCUGGGAUUAGGUUUCAGUGAAAAUAGGACCAUGCUAACUGCUGUUAGAGAACACAAAUUAUCUUCUCACGUAGCAUAAAUGAUAAGAAAACAGAUGCAUGUUAAAAGGAAGAUCUUGUCAUUAUAAGAACAAUUAUCUAUUUAGCAGGAUAAUUUUGAGAAAGCAGUGCUUAAGCCACUACAUUUCUUCAUUUUCUUUCUGUUAUAUUGUAGCAAUGGCGGAAAACCUUACAACUAAAACACAGGAUCUGCAUAAAAAGGGAACAGAGACAGAACAUUUGAAAAAAAGGGUUGGGAGGUGUUUCAUCAGGCAAUUUAAAAUGCCUUUAAAAAGUUGAAUAUCCUAUUUGUAAAUGAUAAAAUAACAGGUUUUACAUAUACAGUAAAUAAGGUGAGGACAUUAUAUAUAUUCACCUUGGAAACUGGAAAUUCUGAAGGCUACAUGAUAUUUUAAAAUAUAAAUUUACAAGCUCAUGACUGUAUGGUCAUAACUAAGAAAUAUUUUAUAUUGCCACCUUAAGUUGAUUGCUCAAUAGUGCAAUAGACAAUUUAGCAUCCAAAACUUGUUGGAACAGAUGGUUAUACCUGGAGUCUCCAGUUCUACCAAAACAGUUCCAGUUCCCCCAAAACAAUUUCUUUGUGGGCAAAAUAAAAUAUACAGUAGAAAUGCUCUAGCAACUAAAUCCUUAAUUUAUCUUUUAACUUUUUAAAAGUAUAGUCAUCAAAGAAAGUACCAUAGAAGAACUCAACAAACUGAUUCUCUUCAUUUGUUACAGCUGUUGUACUUUUGCCAUUGUAAGCCGUCAUAUAAAAUGUGCGUAUAAUUUC